CAUCCCAAUUUAAUGAAACGUCCAAAAAGAAGAAGAAUAACGUUAGCAUAAUUUUUCCAGAAUUCCAGCUGUUUUCCAGAUAAAAAGACCAUCCCGUUUGCCCCUUUCUUGUCAUAUUCCAUCUCCUUAAAAACUCUUCAAAUUCCUCUACCAACUAACCCUGGUUAACUUACCAACCCUAGUUAACAUUCCAACUCCACACCUUGGUUAACCCUAGUUAACAAUUUUCCCUUUUAUUAUUCCCCUGCUCUGCUUCCCUACUCUGCUUCAGUACAGUAGUAGCAGAGUAUCAAUUCACUUCCAUUUCCAUUCUUUUGCUUUUCUCAAGUUCACAUUUUUCCACUUUCCCACUGCUUUGCUCGGAGCAAUGGGAAAUCUUAAACUCCAAAUCUUCCUAUUUGCCCUUUGUGUUGCCUCCAUUUUGGCCAUUGCAAAUUCAUCCAACAUCACUGAAGUCCUUGCCGGAUUCCCUGACUACAGCGAGUUCAACAAGUAUUUGUCCGAGACCAAACUCGCCGACGAAAUUAACAGCCGGCAAACCAUCACCGUCUUGGCUUUAAGCAAUGGAGCCAUGGGCACCCUUGUUUCCGCGGCCAAGAACGAGAUUUCCAAAAUCAAAGCAGAGUUGUCCCUUCACGUGGUUCUCGACUACUUCGACCCAUCUAAACUCCACGACAUCUCCGACGGUUCAGUUCUCUCCACCACAUUGUACCAGACCACCGGAAACGCGCCGGGAAACCUGGGUUCCGUCAACAUUACUGAUCUGAAAGGUGGGAAAGUUGGGUUCGGCGGUGCUUCCCCUGGCUCCCCUCUCAAUUCCACUUACGUCAAGCCUGUCAAACAAAUCCCAUACAACGUUUCCGUCAUUGAGAUCAGUGCGCCCAUUAUUGUGCCUCAAGUUUUGGACGCCGCCGGCCCCUCGUCGUCGAAUAUUACCGAUUUGUUGGUGAAGGCCGGAUGCAAAACUUUUGCUAAUUUGAUUACCCAGACCGGAGUUAUUAAGGAUUUCGAAUCGGCUGCUAGCAAGGGAUUGACGAUUUUCGCACCAAACGAUGAGGCAUUUAAGACGGCGAAUGUGCCAGAUCUAAGCAAGCUUACCAGCGCCGAGCUCACUUCGCUUCUGCGGUACCAUGCCCUCGCCAGUUAUAAUCCUACCGGAUCUCUGAAGACCCAAAAAGACCCGUUAUCGACGUUGGCGACUAACGGAGCUGCAAAAUACGGCUUAGGUGUCACCACCGCCGGCGAUUCAAUCACCCUCGACACCGGAGUAGACAAGUCUCGAGUGGCUUCCACCGUUUCUGAUUCUCCUCCGCUGGUCAUUUUCACAGUGGAAGAUGUGCUUCUCCCACAGGAGAUCUUCGGAAUGUCCCCUGCUCCGGCGCCGGGACCUGCUCCCGAGACUUCUCCGUCGCCGGCGCCGUCCGUUGCUCCUUCACCUGCUGAUCUUGUCCCGUCUCCCCUCCUGUCUCCUCCCGCUCCGCCGACAUCUUCUCCGGCCGGUUCUCCGUCGGAAGGUCCCAGCCCUGACUCACAGAACAGCACCGCCGACAAAAACGCUGCCGCUUUCGUCAGGGCUCCGGCUUUGUUCAGCGUGCUGGUGACAGUGUCAGUCUCGUUAAUUGUUGCUGCUACCAUGUCCUAGUUCGUCAUUUUACUUUCCCACUUGUUUAUCAUUAUUUUUUUUUUCUUUUUCACUUUUCUUGGUGGAGUCAUGUAAUUUUAUUAGUGACUGUUUUUUCCUUUUUUCCUUUUAGAGAGACAUUUUCUUUUCGUUUUUUUUUUUCUUCUUUUUGUCACUUGAUUUAUUUAUGUUGUUAAAUUUAUCAGAGAGAUUGGAUUGAAUCGAAUUAUUCUGCGUGAUUUAUUUGUAUUUCCUGUUAUAUCUUCAUUUCUUUCUCAGAAUAUAUAAAUAAAUAAAUAAAUAUAUGUAUAUAUAGUUUUUAUAAUGUGUGGUGCGUUGUAUUCUGUGACGGUGGUCGUCAAUAAGGAAGGAAGCACGUGAAUAAGGGAUUGGCUCUGAGAAAACCUGUGCCGG
Oldenlandia corymbosa var. corymbosa is the source of this 2035-nucleotide messenger RNA. Lineage: Eukaryota; Viridiplantae; Streptophyta; Magnoliopsida; Gentianales; Rubiaceae. The record is from the annotation of a GenBank genome assembly.